Molecule: messenger RNA, 1028 nt
Organism: Danio rerio (zebrafish)
Lineage: Eukaryota; Metazoa; Chordata; Actinopteri; Cypriniformes; Danionidae
Gene: gja4
Product: gap junction protein alpha 4
Biological process (GO): cell communication; transmembrane transport
Cellular component (GO): plasma membrane; gap junction; connexin complex
Source: RefSeq, marked provisional
GGAUGUCCAGAGCUGACUGGGGGUUUCUGGAGCACCUGCUAGAGGAAGGCCAGGAGUACUCGACGGGCGUAGGACGCGUGUGGCUGACCGUCCUCUUCCUCUUCCGCAUGCUUGUGCUUGGCACGGCUGUGGAAUCUGCAUGGGACGACGAGCAGUCUGACUUCGUCUGCAACACCAAACAGCCCGGCUGUGAGUCCGUCUGCUAUGACAAGGCCUUCCCCAUAUCCCACUUCCGUUACUUUGUCCUUCAGGUCAUCUUCGUCUCAACUCCGACCAUUUUCUACUUCGGCUACGUGGCCUUGAGGGCUAGAAAUGAGAAGAGGCCAGAGGAAAAGCUGGAGGAAGAUGGCAGAAGGCAUAGACAUCGAAAGACCAACGCCUGUAUAUUAGAAGUAAUAAAAGAGGAAGACGAAGAUGGGAGUGAAACUGAAAAGAACCGCAAAGCGCUGGAACCUCCAAAGCUUAAAGGGAAACUGCUGUGCGCUUACGCGGCGAGCAUAAUAGUGAAAGUUCUCAUCGAAGUUGGCUUCAUCCUGGGUUUAUGGAUACUUUAUGGGUUUGUGAUCGAGGCCAAGUACGUGUGUGAGAGGCUUCCCUGUCCUCACACGGUUGACUGUUUCGUCUCACGACCAACAGAAAAAAACAUCUUCACCAUAUACACACAAGUCAUCGCCGUAGUGUCGAUUCUCCUCAACGUUGUGGAGCUUUUCCAUCUGCUUCAGUUGGUGAUAACACGUCGACUAGAGAAGAAAUAUCAGGCAGAGGUGCAGAUUCAUAAUAGAGUUAGAACAGCACCAUCUAAAGCUCAACAACCAUCAUUUGAGGAAAGGAACCAUCUCUUUCUUCCUGUAGCACAUGGUGGAUACCCUACCGAAGGGUUGGAUUGGGAAAAAAGAGACCCUUCCUUGGCAGAAGACAUGCUUCCAAGCUACUCAAACUGCAUUAGGAAUAUGAAGCCUGCAAUAAACAAAAACAAUCUUCCUAAAAAGCACCUCAAGGCUGAUGACAAACCGAGACAUUAUGUUUGA